Messenger RNA from Schizosaccharomyces japonicus yFS275, 3818 nucleotides. RefSeq names its product PEK protein kinase Hri2. The coding region runs from base 389 to 2380 and encodes 663 amino acids. The transcript has 4 exons. Gene Ontology annotation, biological process: response to stress; regulation of translational initiation. Gene Ontology annotation, molecular function: protein serine/threonine kinase activity; transferase activity; protein kinase activity. The record is from RefSeq and is a predicted model, not a curated record. Lineage: Eukaryota; Fungi; Ascomycota; Schizosaccharomycetes; Schizosaccharomycetales; Schizosaccharomycetaceae.
AUUUGAAAUACAACAUUGCCAACUCGUUAUUAACUGGUUUUAACAAUUGACGCAAAAAUAUGUUAAUCUAUUUCUCUUGCGCAUGAGAGUUGCUCAUCUUGUUUCUUCUACCUCUGUUUAAGUGUCUCUUUUCUGACGUGUAAACCGAGUAUCUUAUUUCUUCUGGAAAAGUCGUCUUAGCCGACUCGUUCCAACUAGUUCUUUUUUUGCCAGUAACAACAUUCAAACACCGAAUUUUUGAUAAAAGAUAAUCUGUUCUACUGCAUCAUUGACUUUUUUUUCUGCUUCUGUUUGUCUUGACGCGUUCAUAGCGCUCCUGGAACGAUUCUGUUCAUUUAACGUUGUGUGCAACACUGGUUCUUGAGAUUGAGUCGAGAUAUUCCGAAUAAUGUCUCGUAAGGCGGUCAUUCGACACCGACGUAAUCCUGUUAAGCCGAAUGGUUAUGCUAGUCAUGGGAAACUGCUGUUCGCUGCAUUACUGGAAACAUUCUGCCAACUGUACGAUUCGGAUCCAGAGCAAUCACGGAAACUCUUUAAACUCAUAUGUCAGACACUGAGAAAUAUGGGUAUUCUUGACGAAGAGUAUAUGGAUGAAUUGUCGGGAAUACGUAUGACUUAUCAGAAUGCGCUCCAUCAUUUAAUAAUACAAGCUAAGCAAAUCAUGCAUGAGGAUGUUCCUCCUUCAUCCAGUACUUCCUCUGCUGACCUGUUGGAGCAACGUACUUCACAGUCUCUAGUCCUUUCUCCCAGACAACAAACUCUGCAACUUAAUUCUAGUCCUUCCACACCGAGGAUGUUGUUGGAUUUGGAGGGCAGAGAUUUGAAUCCGUGGAGUACGCAGAGAAAUUCGCGCUACUCUAAUGACUUUGAUGAAAAAAGGCUUCUUGGAAAGGGCGGAUUUGGUGCUGUGUACCAAGCGCAACACAAGGUUGACGGAGUGGACUAUGCUGUGAAAAAGAUACACCUCAAUUUGCACCAUUAUUCCUAUUCAAAGGUGUUUCGUGAAAUUAAAUCGCUUGCUCGGAUGGACCAUCCGAACGUCGUACGUUACUUUUCCAGCUGGCUCGAGCAUUCGAGUGAAACUAAAACUCAAUCCACAAACAUGGCUCAUCCCAUGUCUUCUACACAUCCAUUUGAGCAGGAAACGGAUGAUCUCAUCGUUGAACCUUACUCUCCCACACUUUCGUUUCAAUCCGACACAGCCGAAGAACCUUCACGAGUCGACGAAGAAUUGGGAGAAAUUGUGUUUGAAAAGAGCACUACGAGAAAUGAAACUGAUAGUGAAGAGGACGACAGUAGCGUUACUCUAUCUAGCACAUCUUCAUCCACAGAUGAUUCUUCCUCCUCGUCUAAUGAUUCGUCUUCGGUUACUCAAAGCAGCCUUGAAGAUAUUGAGGGACGUAUAGGAAAUUUAGUCCUGCAUCAAACAAGCCCUCCGCCGUCAGAACACGACGAGGAAGAAACGGGAUACUUUGAUACGGACCACAAUGCUUGUGAUGGCUUGGCAACUCCCAGUCCGUCGUAUCGUUUAACGUUAUACAUACAAAUGCAACUUUGCCCGGAUGACAUGGCAUCAUAUUUGGAACGGAGAAAUCGUGUUUUAAGCUUCCCCAUGUCAUCCUUUCAAACUCAACUUCACUUAAACCUCUUCCGUGCGAUUCUACAGGGUGUUCUUUAUGUUCACGAAGUCAUGCAUCUCAUUCAUCGAGACUUAAAACCCGGAAACAUAUUUCUUGCACAGUCAAAAGUUGAUGAAAGGGGUAGUGUUUUGUUGAACACUUUUCGAAACGGUGAGCAGAGUGAUGAUCUGACGUUCGUGACACCCAAAAUCGGUGACUUUGGCUUGGUGCUGGAUCGUCGAAUGGGUUCUAGAGCACUUACACCGAGUACGGGAGGUCGCCAGUUUGGUCCAGACGCUGUUAUAUUUUCAAACAAUGCAGGUACAUCUACUUAUGCGCCUUCUGAAGUCCAUGCCCUGGACUCUGAAGGACGAGUUCCAAUUUCGGAAAAGGUGGAUGUGUAUGCACUAGGUAUUAUCUUGUUUGAGUUGCUGUAUCCAAUGCGCACUGGCAUGGAACGGAUGGUAUGUUUGCGUAAAUUGAAGCAAGGUAUUCUUCCGGAGGAAUUUGUAAAACAACUGGUGUGUGAAUCGACCUUAAUCCUGUGGAUGACGGCACUUGAUCCCAAGAAGCGGCCCUCUAUCUCUACAAUCCUGCAAAGUGAUCUGCUGUACAAAGGAGGUGGAAAGUCUACCGAAAUAAUUGCUUAUGAAGCAGAUAGAGUGCAGGCAGCGGAUAUGGAAAACAGUCUCCUUCGUACAGAGAACAUGAAACUACGAGCUGAGAUAGAAGCUCUUCGUGCUAAACUGCGUGAGAAGUAAUGAUUUAUGACUUAUGAUGAGCAUAUGCAUGGAGAAACAUGACAUAGACGAAAUGCAAUGAACAACAACUUAUUACCACUAACAGCAGCCUUCGUUUUUUAUUUAUCUUUCUUCCUUUCUUUCUUCCUUUCUUUCCUCCCUUCUUUCUCCCAACUUCCCUCACAAGUUGUUCCUAAACGCACCGUUUUAUUUAAAACUAAAAACCUCAAACACAUGAGCUGUCCCAAAAAGUAUCAUUUUUAACCCCCAUUUACCAAGCAUUUGACAUAGAAGUCGGUUUUUCCAAUUCCUCCUCGCGUUCGUAUUCGAUUUCAACGUGAGGACCACGUCUCUUAGCGGGUCUCUUUGUUGUAGAUUUCCGCUUCCGCGAAGGGCCUUGUUGUUCUUCGUCGUCUGAAGAUGAUUCAGAGGAUUCUUCCUCAUCACUCUCCUCAGAAAGCGAUUCAUCCUCGUCCUCAUCAUCAUCCCCACUGGCGAGCCAGUCCUCGAGGUCCGAGAUUUCCUCUUCUUCUUCUUCGUCACUGACAAAUUCCAUCUCGGCUUCUUCCAAGUCCUCGAGUUCUUGUGCUUCAUCAACAAGACCCUCCUUGGCAGCGAGGACCUUCUUCCAAAUGUCUUCGUUGACGUUCAGGGGUUGAUCACCAUAGACACCGCUCUUUAGACGCUCAACCAACUCCUUUUCAAUAUUCUUUUCGAGUUUUGCUGCAAUGAGAGCUUUACGUUCACGAGUCGUCUCUCUACGGGUUUGUUUGGGCUUGAUAGGAAUGAGUGUGGGUUGGUGCUUUAAUGCCAGUCUCCGGGCCUUCAGCAAGUACUGUGUGAGACGAGUAAGUCUCUGUUUGCACCGAUGAAUUUGAGGGCCAGGCCAGUAGAGUAAAUGCUUAUCGAUUUGCUCCAGAGCUUGAGCAUAGUUUUUAGACAGCUUAAUACGCUGCCAUAAUUUUGCAGGAGUGAAUGCACGUUCAAUGGUUUUCAUGUACAGGUACAGUUUGCCAUUAUCCUCACGAAUCGUUGCAUACCUCGAGUUUGCUAGCGGACAGGAUUCACGAUUGCAGAGACCCGUAACAUUGUACUCGUUUCUGCAGAAGUUCUGCGCUUCUCCUCUACGGUUUUGUUAGUGAAAAAGUUCUUUUUAAGCUAAAAAAACACGAAAAACACGAAACCCUCUCCUUUUUUCCCGCAAAAAAAGGGAAUCUCGUGCUAAUACAAAGCUGGAUGCUUACUUGACCCUGUAGGAACAGAAUUCGUGUCCAACGACCUGCCAAAUGAUCUCGUCCUGCUGCAUUUUGAGGUAAAGGGUGGAGGCUCCGAGGAGAGUGUUCUUGGACUCUGCAAAAAAUUGAGCGGUGGCAUCGGUGGAGGUUGUUGUGCGAGAUAGCGGGGGAGAGGGUAGAAAUGAUAAGCUUAAGUUGUUUUAGGUUAUCGUAUCUAAGCGAAG